AGAACACAAGAUAUUCAGAAAAAAUAAAUAAAAAACCUAAUAUGGGUUGCUUCAGCAGCAAACAUCGAAGAACACAGAGUGACGUCGUCAAUGGAAACGUACAUCGGUCAAUUCCGACAAACCAAUCACAAACUCAUGUCCCUCGUGACGUCACCGCACAUAGCUCAAUUCCGACAAAUCAAUCGCAAACUCAUGUCUCUCGUGACGUCACCGAGCCUCAAAUUCCGACAAGGACUCAGAAUCAUCAUCAUCAUAAUCCACAAGAACAACAAGAAUCCAAACCCGUCAAUCAGCAGAUAAUCGAAGAGUAUCAGGUUUUCAAACCAUUGAAACCCAUCGCUCUCCUAGAAACAGAGACGAUCCUAGGCAAACCCUUCGAACAGAUCAAGAGACUCUACACGUUAGGUCACGAGAUAGGCCGAGGGCAAUUCGGUAUAACCUACACUUGCAAGGAGAACUCAACGGGAAACACGUACGCGUGCAAGUCCAUACUCAAACGAAAGCUAACGAGGAAGCAAGACAGAGACGACGUCAAGAAAGAGAUUCAGAUCAUGCAGCAUUUGUCAGGGCAACAGAACAUCGUCGAGAUCAGAGGCGCUUACGAGGAUAGACAGUCGAUACAUCUUGUGAUGGAGCUGUGCGGUGGGGGUGAGUUGUUCGAUAGGAUCAUAGCUCAGGGUCAUUACUCGGAAAGAGCAGCUGCUGGUGUUAUUAGAUCGGUGCUGAAUGUUGUGCAGAUAUGUCAUUUCAUGGGUGUGAUGCAUCGUGAUCUCAAGCCUGAGAAUUUCUUGCUUAGUAGUAAAGAUGAGGACGCUAUGCUUAAGGCUACUGACUUUGGAUUGUCUGUGUUCAUUGAAGAAGGGAAAGUGUACAGAGAUAUAGUAGGGAGUGCGUACUAUGUUGCUCCUGAAGUAUUAAGACGAAGUUAUGGCAAAGAGAUCGAUAUUUGGAGUGCAGGGAUUAUUCUUUACAUCUUGCUCUGUGGUGUGCCUCCUUUUUGGGCAGAAACUGAGAAGGGGAUAUUUGAGGAGAUAAUAAAAGGAGAAAUUGAUUUUGAGAGCCAACCAUGGCCAUCUAUAUCUGAGAGUGCUAAAGACCUUGUGAGGAAGUUGCUCACUAUGGACCCUAGGAAGCGAAUCUCUGCGGCACAAGCUCUUGAGCAUCCUUGGAUCAGAGGCGGAGAAGCACCGGAUAAUCCUAUUGAUAGUGCUGUGUUAUCUAGGAUGAAGCAGUUCCGAGCAAUGAACAAGCUUAAGAAGCUAGCUCUAAAGGUUAUUGCUGAAAGUCUAUCAGAAGAAGAAAUCAAAGGUCUUAAAACCAUGUUUGCGAAUAUGGAUACUGAUCAAAGUGGCACUAUCACUUACGAAGAACUCAAAACCGGGCUGGCUAGACUCGGUUCUAAACUCUCUGAAGCUGAAGUUAAACAACUCAUGGAAGCUGCUGAUGUAGAUGGCAAUGGAACAAUCGACUACAUUGAAUUUAUCUCAGCAACGAUGCAUAGAUACAGAUUGGACCGAGAUGAGCACUUAUUCAAAGCUUUCCAAUACUUCGACAAAGACAAUAGCGGGUUUAUCACAAUGGAUGAGUUAGAGUCAGCGAUGAAAGAGUAUGGUAUGGGAGAUGAAACUAGCAUAAAAGAAGUUAUAGCAGAAGUAGAUACAGAUAAUGAUGGAAGAAUAAACUAUGAAGAAUUCUGCGCGAUGAUGAGAAGUGGUACCACACAGCCACAACAAGGGAAGACUUCUUCCAUUCCAUUGACUGAUUAGUCGAAAAAGGAGGAAUAUAACAUUAGUAUUGAUUCCCAACAUUUGUCUUAGAUUCAUUUGCGUAAAGUGUUCCAGUCCUAAACCGAUGAAAAGUUUUAGAAAAAAGUAGUUUAUGUUUUUAGAAUAUUCAA
Brassica napus (rape) is the source of this 1897-nucleotide messenger RNA. Its product is annotated as calcium-dependent protein kinase 15. Gene Ontology annotation, cellular component: cytoplasm; nucleus. Gene Ontology annotation, molecular function: calcium ion binding; ATP binding; calmodulin binding. The coding region runs from base 42 to 1766 and encodes 574 amino acids. Gene Ontology annotation, biological process: peptidyl-serine phosphorylation; intracellular signal transduction; protein autophosphorylation. NCBI's taxonomy places the organism in Eukaryota, Viridiplantae, Streptophyta, Magnoliopsida, Brassicales, Brassicaceae. The transcript has 8 exons. The record is from RefSeq and is a predicted model, not a curated record.